AUGCCAGAGCUAGAGGCAAACUCCCAGGACAACUUGACUCCUGUCAAUGAAUUCGGCCAACCGGUUGGGUUUGCCGUGACAGGUUGGAGUCCUCCGCCGUUCCCGCCCCAUUCUACCCUGGUAGGCCGCUACUGCCAACUCGAGCCAUUGAACGCAGCCCGCCACGCUCGAGACUUCUGGGACGCUCAGUCGGACGACCCGAAAGGUGCGAGCUGGACGUACAUGCUCAAUGGACCGUUCGCCACCUUCGAAGAGUUCGAAGAGUACUGCUUCAGCACGGAAAAGGCUCGUGAGCCGCAGAUCUACGCCAUCGUCGUGGACGGCCACGCCGUCGGAAUGAUCGCGUACAUGCGCAUUGACCCGAGCCACGGUGUGAUGGAGGUCGGACGUAUCUACUAUACGUCACGGCUGCAACGGACCCGUGCGGCAGCCGAAGCCAUGUACCUCCUCGCUGCGAAUGCCUUCAAGCUCGGGUAUCGUCGUUACGAAUGGAAGUGCGACAGCUGCAACCUACCGUCACGCAAUGCGGCGACGCGAUUCGGCUUCACGUACGAAGGGCUGUUCCGCCAGGCGGUUGUCUACAAAGGCCGCAACCGUGACACGACGUGGUUCUCCAUCAUCGAUCAAGAUUGGAACGCCGAUCUGAAGAAGGCGUACGAGCGUUGGCUCGAGCCGAGCAACUUCGACGAGAAUGGUCAGCAGAAGCUGAAGUUGUCUGAGCUGACAGCGCCGUUCGUGCAUGCCACGUCGUAG
Phytophthora sojae is the source of this 753-nucleotide messenger RNA. RefSeq lists its product as hypothetical. Lineage: Eukaryota; Oomycota; Peronosporomycetes; Peronosporales; Peronosporaceae. The record is from RefSeq and is a predicted model, not a curated record. Gene Ontology annotation, molecular function: protein-N-terminal-alanine acetyltransferase activity; protein N-terminal-serine acetyltransferase activity. The transcript has a single exon. Bases 1 to 753 code for a protein of 250 amino acids.